Molecule: messenger RNA, 1019 nt
Organism: Hibiscus syriacus
Lineage: Eukaryota; Viridiplantae; Streptophyta; Magnoliopsida; Malvales; Malvaceae
Product: proteasome subunit alpha type-5-like
Exons: 9
Coding region: 123-836 (237 amino acids)
Biological process (GO): proteasome-mediated ubiquitin-dependent protein catabolic process
Cellular component (GO): proteasome core complex; nucleus; proteasome core complex, alpha-subunit complex
Source: RefSeq, a predicted model, not a curated record
UCUCUCAAGUAAACCCUCUCCCCCAAUUCUCCUCUCUCCUCUUUCCGAGUUAAAUUUAUUUAUAGAAAUAAACUAAUUAUUGUGGGGUUUUGAUAGAUCUUUGAAUCGUAUCGAUCCAAAACAUGCUUCUCACCAGGACUGAGUAUGACCGUGGAGUGAAUACAUUCUCUCCGGAAGGAAGAUUGUUCCAGGUGGAAUACGCUAUCGAAGCCAUCAAGCUGGGUUCAACUGCAAUUGGGUUGAAGACAAAAGAAGGUGUUGUGUUCGCUGUCGAGAAGCGUAUUACUUCGCCACUGUUGGAACCCAGUAGUGUUGAGAAAAUUAUGGAAAUUUAUGAGCAUAUAGGAUGUGCUAUGAGUGGGUUGAUUGCUGACGCACGCACCCUUGUUGAACAUGCACGAGUUGAGACUCAGAACCACAGAUUCUCGUAUGGUGAGCCAAUGACAGUUGAGUCCACAACACAAGCUCUUUGUGAUCUUGCUCUUCGAUUUGGUGAAGGAGAUGAAGAAUCGAUGUCCCGACCAUUUGGUGUAUCUCUUCUCAUUGCUGGUCAUGAUGAGAAUGGGUCUAGCUUAUACUAUACUGAUCCAUCUGGCACAUUUUGGCAAUGUAAUUCAAAAGCUAUAGGCUCUGGCUCUGAAGGUGCGGACAGCACUUUGCAAGAGCAGUUCAACCAGGACCUAACACUUCAAGAAGCCGAAACAAUUGCUCUGUCCAUUUUAAAGCAUGUAAUGAAAGAAAAGGUGACUCCCAACAAUGUCGAUAUUGCCAAGGUAGCACCGACGUUCCAUCUAUACACCCCUUCAGAGGUGGAAGCUGUCAUCAAUCGCCUAUGAGAAAUGCUUUGCGAUAAACUCUCCCCCAAUCCAUCCCUUGCAACAUGAGUUGGGGGAGAGGCUUGUGUUUGUUAAGGUGAUUAAAACUGUGAAUCCUUAUUUUUGGUAUGGUGCAAAACACUUCUACUCUUCAGUUGGAUAUUUUAAUUACCCCUGAUCAGAAAAAGAAAAAGAACUUUUGAA